AUGGGUUGGUUUUGGGCAGAUGCCGCGCCCGCAGCGCCCGGAGCACGCAUGGCGCCACAUCCAAUGCCAAAGGGGAAGAUGGAGCCUCCCCCAGAAUGCCCGAUGCACAAGAAACCCACAGCACCUGUUAUCGCCGAGAAGACGCCCCAGGGCGCCUGUCCCUACGUACCGCCUGAAAAUGGCUCCAAGGACGCAUCAGAGCCUCCACCAAGAACCGGCCUCCUUGCCCGACUGAAUCCUCUAAACAACAUGUUUUCCGAACUCUCCAACGAGCGUGCGGAAAAACAAUCGCAAAACCUCCCCCUCGAGCGCGAAACUUCGACGAUACCCAAGGGCGAUGGCUCGCUAUGGGAGUACCCCUCCCCCCAGCAAAUGUACAACGCCAUGCUGCGCAAAGGCUAUACCGACACCGACAUUACCGCAGUAGAAAGCAUGGUUGGCGUGCACAACUUCCUCAACGAGGGCGCUUGGGCAGAAAUCAUGGGCUGGGAGCGCCGCUUUUCCCGCGGUCUCGUAGAAGGCUACAAGAUCUGCAAGAAGGGUGAGGACGUCGCAAACUUCAUGCUCGGCACAGACGAGAACCCCUUCGACACCACAACCUGGGACGACAAGGACAUCCCACCUCCCAAACUCCUCCGCUUUACAGGCCGCCCCACGGAGCCAACGCCGAAAUCGCAGAUCCUGCAAUGGCUUGGUCGCGCAUUCCCUGACCAGUACGGUACCGCGCCGCCAUUUGACCGCCACGACUGGUUCGUUGAGCGAUGCAAUGAAAAGGGGUGCAGGGAGAUUCGCUAUGUGAUUGACUACUAUGAGGGACCCGAGGAGCCAACGGGCGAGCCUGUAUUCUUCCUUGAUGUCAGGCCAGCGGUUGAUGGGCCAACGAGUGCAGCGGAACGACUGAUCAGGAGCGGAACAGAUGUCUGGUGGCGGGCGAGUGGAGGUGUAGCAAGAGAGUUGAAGAAGUUGGAGGCCGCCAAGAAGAAGCAGGAAGAGGAGGCGGCCGCGAGGGGGAGGCAGUACAAUUAAAUGGAGGAAUAUGGGUAUAGAUCUGGGAUGAUGGCAUUCAUGGCGUUUCUUAGGAUGAUGUGUGUAUGAUUGGGUCCUUGUACGAGAUCGGUUUCCUUCCCGUGUUGCGGUCUAUGCAUUUCUCUACUCUUCAUCAUUUCGUUUCUUGUAUGUUGUACUUCUCAAGCGAUUCUGUAUCUAUAGGACUAUAGUGGGUAUAAUACAGACUCCUUCAUCCUUCUCG
This is a messenger RNA of Pyrenophora tritici-repentis Pt-1C-BFP, 1249 nucleotides long. RefSeq names its product cytochrome C1 heme lyase. The record is from RefSeq and is a predicted model, not a curated record. Lineage: Eukaryota; Fungi; Ascomycota; Dothideomycetes; Pleosporales; Pleosporaceae. Gene Ontology annotation, cellular component: mitochondrion. Gene Ontology annotation, molecular function: holocytochrome-c synthase activity. Gene Ontology annotation, biological process: cytochrome c-heme linkage.